Molecule: messenger RNA, 911 nt
Organism: Pistacia vera
Lineage: Eukaryota; Viridiplantae; Streptophyta; Magnoliopsida; Sapindales; Anacardiaceae
Exons: 2
Coding region: 22-738 (238 amino acids)
Source: RefSeq, a predicted model, not a curated record
UUUGCACAUUUCAAAGAAACCAUGGAAAAUGCCACAGAAGCCAAAAUAAGUUUGAAGCUUUUUUGGGACACAAAUGCUGACAAACUUGUUUUUGCUGAAGCUGGCAAAGAUUUUGUAGAUUUUCUCUUCCAUCUUCUUUCUCUGCCACUUGCGACUGUCACUAGGAUUUUAAAAGAAGACAUGGUGGGUUCACUGGGAAAACUCUAUGAGACAAUUGAAAAUCUUAGUGAAUCCUACUUGCAACCAAACCAAAACAAGAAUGCACUGCUAAAUCCCCGAGCCCCAAUAUGUGCCACUGAAAUCCCUCUUAUGCUUUCUGAUUAUGAACUGCAUAAUCGAAAAUCAUACGUAUGUUCUAAUUGUAACUCAUUUGUGGCUGAUGUUCCAAACUUGCUAUGUCCUCGGUGCAAGCAAAAAAUGUCCUCUGCCGUGUCUUAUGUUCCUCCAUCACCUGCAAACACAGGAUUUCCUGUCGACAGAGGAUUUAUAAAAGGUUCAGUGAGUUUCAUUGUGAUGGAUAAUUUGGAGUUUAUGCCCAUGUCUACCAAAAAUUUGCUUCCUUUGCUCCGAAAGUUUAAUCUCAAGGAAAGUCAUGAACUUGAAGAGAUGGACCUUAAGUUGGACUCGCGUCAGGUUAUGCGGCUGCUGAAGUUAUCUUUGGAAAGCAAGACAGUUUUUACAAGUUAUUACCAGCUCCUUCUUUCAGAAGCAUUAAAGAAUGCCUGCAACCCAAUGUGAAUCCUAGAAGGUCAAGUUAUGUAUUGAAAGUCAUGCAUUUGUUAGCAAUCAUAUAUUAGAAAACUAUGGAUUAGUAUUCUGUGGUAAGCAGCUGGAGCCUGAGCUAUGAAUUCUUAUUUCCUGAAAUUGAAUGAAUCACAUUAUUGUUGCCUUGGUUACAUUCUCCAAAAGUU